AGGGUAUCCAAUUCACUAAGAAAAGAGUUAAAAAUGUAGCCAUACAAAGUGUUCUCUUUUCUCUCUACAAUCAUAAACAAAACGUGAGUGAGAGCGUCAAGAGAGUGUAUGCUUGUGUUAUGAUAAAACACAAGUGAGAAACAAAGAGUGAGUAUGUUAAUAAAAACAGAGACUGAACAAAAACAGUCUCAAAUGGGAACAAGAGAUCAAAACAGAGGCUGUCCAUGAGUGGAGAGGUAGUUCAACAGUGUAACAGUAAGAAGCUUGCCUCAUUGUCAUCACAUGUUCCACUUACCUUGUAUCGACAAUCGGCUCCUCAGGCAAGGUUUCUGUCCAUUGCGUAGACGUGACCUUUAAUUCUCAGAUACGUCUACAUACAGCUCCUAGCUUAGAACCGUGUAACUUUCAUUAAUCAGAUGAUGUAUAAAAGAAAUUCACACAGAAAAAGGAGUUUUAUUUUCUCUUUGACAAGGCUUAUGUUAGUGUUCCACCGAAGCCAGAAACCAGAUGGUUGGUACUUGGUAUGGAAACUAGCAAGGGGACCAGAUCACCAGAACCAUAACGAUGGUAAAUGAUUCUUGUCUGGUGUACCCGAACUUAAUAGGUAUUUCAUGUUUAAAGCACUCUUUACCGUGUUUUCCUAAUUACCUAAAUAUAUUUAAGUUCAUUAUUUUUGUGUGUGUGUGUGAAGUAACAACACUAGUAACGGUUUAAGUCCUUAUCAAUACCAGAUUGCAAUACCCAAUCGUAAUUAAUAUGACAUCAACUAGCAUUAUGUCCUCUACUUAUCCUUGUAGCCUAAUCCUUCGCUCUCACGGCUUCUCAUCUUUGACAUCUCCAAAAAAAGUCUGGUGUAAUUUUAUCGGAUGUCUCCGAAGGGACAAAAGUCUGGUGUAAUUAUUGUUCUUAUUAUUAUUAUUUUUUGGGUAACUGGGGUCUGGGGUAAUUACGGGGUAGCUGGGUAGUAAUAUCUUUAUAUCUUUAUAAUAGAAAACAAGAAGCUCAUGGUGACUUUCGUUUUACAAAUAACCAACGGCCAAUAUUUAUCUGGAGGCCCGUGAUUAGUGUGGCAAUAUAUAUUAUAAAAUUAUUCUGUAAGAGAAUCAAACGUGCUGCAAAAUCUUAAUUAAAUUAGAUAUAAGAUUAUAUAUGUUGAGAGAGAGAGACAAAACAUUCUCAUAAACGAGACAACAACUAAGCUAUUGACCAAAAAGGAAAGUAUGAUAGGCUCGUACUCAUCAGUGAGCUUCUUUCUUCGCACAAUUGUUCUUCUUCUUCUUCUUUUCCUCACUUUAAAUCUCUUCAACACGUUUGCUUCUCUUACACCGAACCUCUGUCAUCCGGAUCAAAGAGAUGCUCUUCUAGAGCUCAAGAAGGAGUUCAAGAUCGGCAAGCCUGAUGAGUUUCUUGAUUAUGAUGGUUACUCGAUCGCCAAGACAGAAUCGUGGGCAAAGAGUAGCAGCGACUGUUGUAACUGGGACGGUGUCACUUGCGAUGCCAGGUCAGGAAAAGUGAUCGGUUUAGACCUUAGUUGUAGCUGUCUUCACGGUCGGCUUGAAACGAAGUCAAGUCUUUUCAAACUACAACAUCUAAAAAGUCUGAACCUCGCUUACAACAACUUCACUCUUUCACCAAUACCAGAUACGUUCAAGACACUCGUGUUGUUAGAAACACUAAAUCUCUCUGAGUCUUCAUUGAAAGGUCACAUUCCGAAAGAACUUCUCCAGCUGACCAGUUUGGUUUCUCUUGAUCUUUCUUCCUCUGCUUCUACUUCUUAUUAUUUCUCAGCUCCUCCAAGUUUACUGUCCAUUGAAAACCCACCAUUGUUUCUUCGUCGACUUGCUCGAAACUUGAAGAACCUUAGAGUAUUGGAUAUAAGCUGCGUGAACAUUUCUUCACAAGUCCCCCUCGAGGUUUCAUACAUGUCAUCUCUAAGAUCUCUACAUCUAAGGAACUGUAAUCUGAUGGGAGAAUUUCCAAGCAGUGUUUUCAAGAUACCAACCUUACAGUCCAUUAAACUAGACAACAAUCCAAAUCUGAGAGGGGAGCUUCCUGUGAUUCCUAUAAACAACUCUAUGCAAGUCUUAAGCCUUGUGGAAACAUCUUUUUCAGGUAUCAUACCUGACUCCAUUGGCAACCUUAAGCAGUUAGUUUCUUUGACACUUGCAGGAGCCAGAUUCUCUGGGAGGAUCCCAUCUUCACUUGGAGAGCUUUUUGAACUCUCAAGCCUCUUUCUUGGUUCGAAUGGUUUCGUUGGUGAAGUCCCAUCUUCCAUUGGUAAUUUAAAACUGUUGACCAUCUUUGACGUUGGGAACAAUAAGCUAAGUGGAAACUUUCCAUCUGGACUUCUCAACUUGACCAAACUACGUUUCAUUGGUCUCAGUGACAAUGAGUUCACGGGUUCCCUUCCACCUAACAUUGGCCAGCUAUCCAAACUGGAAGCCAUUGUCGCCGGUAGUAACUCUUUUACAGGAUCAGUUCCUGCAUCCCUUUUCCAAAUCUCUUCACUGACCGACAUCUAUUUUGAGGAUAACCAGUUCAGUGAUAUCCUUGGGUUACAGAACAUAUCUCUGUUACCUAAUCUACAAUAUCUCUUCCUUCACUCUAACUACUUCAGAAUCAGUAGUCCAGUUGACUUCAGUGUCUUCUCUUCUCUCAAACAGCUACUAGGACUAGCACUCUCAGGCAUCCCUCUGUCAAUAGCAAACAUCACUUCUGAUUCGGAUUUUUCAAGGCAGUUUACAUCUUUGUACUUGUCAGGCUGCAGCAUCACUGAGUUUCCUGAGUUCAUAAGAGACCUAAUAAAUCUAAAGUCUCUAGACCUUUCCAACAACAAUAUCAAAGGUCAAUUACCAGACUGGUUAUGGAGACUACAAGAAUUGCGAGAUGUGGAACUUUCUAACAACUGCCUAAGUGGUUUCGACGGAUCCUUACAAGUUGUACUUGGAAGUCAGAUUCACAUGCUAGAUCUAAGCUCAAAUGCUUUCCAAGGGCCACUCUUCAUCCCAUCUACAUCUAUAACCUACUUGUUUGCCUCUAACAACAACUUCACUAGAGAGAUACCUCAGUUGAUAUGCAGACUAACCUCUCCUACCAUCAUUGAUCUAUCAAACAACAACUUCCAUGGCUACAUUCCUCGGGGUUUAGGGACUCACAUGAGUUUUCUUUCGGAUCUAAAUCUUCGUAACAAUAGUCUUACCGGAAGUCUUCCUGACAUGUUUAUGCACGCCAACAAGUUAAGGUCCAUUGACGUUAGCCACAACAAAUUGGAGGGAAAACUUCCUUCAUCUCUUACCGCUUGUUCUGCUUUGGAAGUUCUAAACGUGGAGGGAAAUGCGUUCAACGGCACGUUUCCCUUCCAGUUAAGUUCAUUGCCGAAGUUACAAGUUCUUGUCCUCCGGUCAAACAACUUUUAUGGCAAGUUACAUCAGUCCAAUGGGGUUUGGUUUGGGUUUCCUGAGCUGAAAAUCAUUGAUGUAUCCCAUAACGACUUCUUUGGUACCUUACCAUCUGAUUACUUCCUGAACUGGACUGCAAUAUCUGCGAAGAAAGAUAAUACACAGCUGCACUACAUUGGAGAUUUUCAUGACUACGGCUACUACACUUCGGUUGUGUUGAUGAAUAAAGGAGUAUCAAUGGCAUUGGAGCGUAUUCUCACAAUCUACACCGCCAUUGAUUUUUCUGGAAACAGGAUCCAUGGACAAGUACCUGAAUCUGUCGGCCUCUUGAAGGAGCUUCAUGUUCUUAAUUUUUCAAGAAAUUCUUUCACGGGACACAUCCCAUCGUCUUUGGCAAACCUCACGGCGCUGGAAUCACUGGACUUGUCACAAAACAAGCUUUCAGGUGAGAUCCCUCCAAAGCUCGGAGACCUCUCUUCUCUUGGGUGGAUAAAUGUUUCCAAUAAUCAGCUUGUAGGUUCAAUACCACAAGGUACACAGUUUCAACGACAAAACUGCUCUUCUUAUGAUGGAAACCCUGGAAUUUUUGGUCCUUCGCUUAAGGAUAUUUGUGGAGAUAUCCAUGUACCAACAUCAACACCAGUGUUGGAAGAAGAAGAAGAAGAAGAGGAAAGUUUUAGUUGGGUAGCAGCAGGGAUAGGCUUUGCACCUGGAGUCGUAUUUGGAUUGACCAUUGGAUACAUAGUAGCUUCAUACAAGCAUGAGUGGUUCAUGAAGAGCUUAAGCACUCCUUAGCUCAUCGAUCUCACUCUACUAAGCAUUGUAUUCAGUAUGAUAAUAUUGUGUGUUCUGUUCCAUAAAGCUAUUGUAUUCAGUAUGAUAAUAUUGUGUGUUAUGUUCCAUAAAGUUUAUUGUGUUCAGUA
Messenger RNA from Raphanus sativus (radish), 4321 nucleotides. Its product is annotated as receptor-like protein 6. NCBI's taxonomy places the organism in Eukaryota, Viridiplantae, Streptophyta, Magnoliopsida, Brassicales, Brassicaceae. The record is from RefSeq and is a predicted model, not a curated record. The transcript is spliced from 2 exons. The coding region runs from base 1221 to 4193 and encodes 990 amino acids. Gene Ontology annotation, molecular function: protein binding.